Molecule: messenger RNA, 1188 nt
Organism: Exserohilum turcica Et28A
Lineage: Eukaryota; Fungi; Ascomycota; Dothideomycetes; Pleosporales; Pleosporaceae
Exons: 3
Coding region: 1-1188 (395 amino acids)
Source: RefSeq, a predicted model, not a curated record
AUGCUCGCACCUGCCUUUCGCCUCCGCAGUCCACCCCUCCUCCAGCAUACAGCAUCACAAGUCUGGAGAACCGCCGCACCGCCACGACGAGCACACAUCCUCCCAGUAGCAACGACCCUCCAAAUACCCUCGAGAUGGUAUGCGCAAGCCGUACCGAAAGGGCAAACAGGCGCCGGAACGACUACGCCUGUCCCAUACAACGCAGCGCCGCCAAAGUCCAAACCACCUUUCUACUUUGAGGCCGGAUAUGCGCUUUUCGCAAAGAGACCUUCAAGACCGUUUCCGCCGCCUUUUCUAUCGAUGCCUUCCACGAGUUUCUCAGAGCCGCUAAGCACGCACAACAUGAGUCGAGACCGGCGACCGACAGUGAACGGGCAGAUGAUCAGAGGUGUUACAAAUGGGGAUGAUGCGGUCCUAGUCAGCGAGAGCUUUAUUGCCGCAAACGACGGUGUAGGGGCGUGGGCUACGAGGGAGAAAGGGCAUGCAGCACUCUGGUCGCGCCUCAUCGCCCACUUCUGGGCUCUUGAAGUCGAGGCGGCAACAUACAACGCCACCACGCCGCCCGAGCCCGUCGCCUACCUUCAGAAUGCCUACAAACUCACCCAGCAAGCCACAUCGGAGCCCAACCAGUGGCACGGCACAACAACCACAUGCGGCGCGCUCCUCAGCGCCGACAACGAAACUCCAAACCACCCCGUUCUCUACGUAACACAGCUCGGCGACUCCCAGAUCCUCGUCAUACGCCCGACCACCAAAGAAGUCGUAUACAAGACUCAGGAACAAUGGCAUUGGUUCGAUUGUCCGCGGCAGCUCGGUACAAAUAGUCCCGACACGCCAAUAGACCACGCCGCAAUGGACCGUGUGGCGAUUCAGGAAGACGACCUGGUAAUCGCCAUGACUGACGGCGUCGUGGACAACCUGUGGGAACACGAGAUUGUCGAAAACGUGUGUGACAGUCUGGGACGAUGGAACGAGGACAAGGAAAAGGAUGCGGAAGGACUCACACAUGCGGACGGCAUGCGCUUUGUCGCGCAGCAACUUGUAAAUGCUGCAAGGGAAAUUGCUCAAGAUCCUUUUGCUGAGAGCCCAUAUAUGGAAAAGGCGAUUGAUGAGGGCUUGUCGAUUGAAGGAGGGAAACUCGACGACAUUAGUGUUGUAGCAGCCCAGUGCAAACGCCGAAAAGGAUGA